Selaginella moellendorffii is the source of this 1306-nucleotide messenger RNA. RefSeq lists its product as uncharacterized. Bases 1 to 891 code for a protein of 296 amino acids. Lineage: Eukaryota; Viridiplantae; Streptophyta; Lycopodiopsida; Selaginellales; Selaginellaceae. Gene Ontology annotation, molecular function: alpha-(1->6)-fucosyltransferase activity. The record is from RefSeq and is a predicted model, not a curated record. The transcript has 7 exons. Gene Ontology annotation, biological process: protein N-linked glycosylation.
AUGGGGAUGGAAAGAGAACACACACCGCUUCUCGCAUACAAGAUUCCCACAAGAACGCGUCAAUUUCUUACGUCAGGCUGGAUCGGGCUAGUGCAAAAUUUUCUUGUCCUUGCCAGCCAAAUCCCGAAAAUGACAGCAUGCUAUUCGACGAGCAAAAUGUUCAAACGGCUUGCGCUUUGGAUUCUCUUUGUGGUCCUCUUGAUUCUCAGCUGGCGGCCAGUGUUUGAUUUGUGGAGCAAUGAGUUGGAUCGAACCAUCAACGCCGAUCUCGACAGCAAUAUUAGAGCCGUGAUGAAGUUUGCUGGCCCUCACCUCCAAGAUUGCAAGCACUGCAGCGCCAUGAAUUCCAAGUUCGAUCACGACUCCACCUCGACAAGAGAAUUUCCCGCAUGGAUCAAUGGAGCUGAGGAGGACAAUCUCCCAUUCACACGGCGCGUCCAGCGUGAUAUUUGGUUGCACCAACACCCCCGAAACUGUAGCGAUGCGAAAUUCCUGGCACAUUGGCACGAAACAAGUAGUUCAGUUGGAGUUGGAUCGGACAUGGUGUCCAUGGCUGGAAUGCUGGGAGCAGCUAUUAUUGAGAAUAGGUUUCUUAUCACCCAUGGGGCCAAACACAAAGGCUGCGCAGGAUCAAGUCAUGGUCGCUGGUCAUGUUAUUUUGUUCCGGAGGCCUCCGAGGAGUGCAUAACACGGGCAUUGCAGCUUUCUAUGCAGGAGGAGGCCAGGAGAGAGGGAAUUGUUAAGGACUUCAGCGGGGAUCAAUGGAAUCUUGUGCCCAGUUCUUGGGGGGAGCCAUGGAAAGCAAUGCAACCAACUGUGGAGCUGGAUGGAAAGCUUGUGAAUCACAACGCAAACCAUCGAAGGUGGUGGAGAGCUCAGGCAAGUUUAUAGAAGCUAGUCUAAGAUUUAAACAGAGAUUUAUACACAGGCACUCCUCUGUCUCAUACGUUUUCCAAGUGAGUACCUUUGCAAUCUUAUGAACCUAGCAAGGCAUAGGUCAUUUGGAGAGGAAGUAGCAAAACUUGUUGACAAACCUCUUCCAUUGUCGACUGAGAUUAAUAGUUUGGAGAAGCAGAGCUGCAGGCCAUGGAUGCCACGUCCUAUGGUUAGCAUCCAUGUAAGGCAGGAGGACAAGGGAAGAGAAAUGGAGAUUAUUCCCUUUCAUGAGUAUAUGAAGCUUGCCAACUCUCUUUGCCGGAGAUUUCCAGAUGUAAAGAGUGUAUGGCUUUCGACAGAAAUGGAGGUAAUAUAACUUCCUCUUCACAUUCUAAGAGACUAUUAUUACUUUUAGGACGUUAUGGAAGAA